AAGAAGGUGUCGCCACAUCACAGAUCACCUGCAAGCUUGCUUUAAAUAGCAUUUCGUCAUCUACAGGACGUAACUGAAUUAUAUUCUGUUGUGUCACGCAUGGUAGUUUACUAAUCGUGAAAGUAUCGGUCGUUUAGAAUUUACAACGAUAUCGAAUUGGGAAUGUAAGGACUUUUAUGAAACGUACGAGAUGGCACCUAAAAACAAGGAAAACAAUUCUUCAUCGAAUAAGAAAAAGCGGCAGAUUUCAGAGGAAGAGGAUGAUGAAGAUUAUAGAAGAAGAAGGGAUAGAAAUAAUCAGGCUGUAAAACGUUCUAGAGUUAAAAGUAAAUUACGUACUCAGCAGACUUUAGAACGUGUGAAUCAAUUGAAGACAGAAAAUGAGUUGCUUGAAGAAAAAAUCAAGAUGCUUACCAAAGAACUUGGAUUUUUGAAAGAUCUUUUCCUUGCACAUGCAGGAUCAAGUCAACAUUCUAUCAACUUUCAAGAUUUAGACUUAAAUGCCCUUUUGGCUGAUGAUUCAAAAUCUGAAGAUCAGGGGAAGAAAGGAUCUAAACUAUAGAUCACAAUAAGUUCCACGUAAAGAAAUAACGUGGUACUGAUACAAUUUGAGAUGAAGAUGUGCUUUGGUUCGUCUAAUUCUGUCAACAAAGUAGAUAUCUUGGAAGGAUAUCUACUUUUAAUUGAUUUGUAAGAACCUUGAGGUGUAUGGAGUUUGUAUGCAUGCAUCUCAUUACAAUUGAAAAUUGACCAACAUUAAAAUUUGGGACACUGUACAUCAGAGUGUACAAAAUUGAAAAUAUGAAUGACUAUUAAAAUAUAACUGUGAACAAAGUCACACUGACGAUUUAAAUAUUGAAAAAUGUAAAUUUUGUAAAUAUUCUGAUCAGAGAAAGGAAUAGAAUGGUAUAUAAGAAGGAAAUAUAUAUUUGAGAGUAUUUAGUAUAUUGAACACUUCAAUGACAAAAAUAUCUUGAUCAAAAGUAAAUACAGUUUAGGUAAAUACUGCCACCAUUCUCUGUUACAUUCAUUGAUACAAUACCAUUUGUUAUAAUUGUUGAUAACAGCUUUGCUCGAAUCAUUCCAAUUUAGGUUUUCUUUUAGAUGUUUUUAUGUUAUUAUCAGUCUACACAGAUAUUAAGAUGAAAUGCAAUAAACAUGUACAUUCUAUACAGUUACAAGAGUAGUGAGAAAUGUAUGUUACUAAAUUAUAUAUUUAUAAAUGACCAAGAGAAUUUUUAAAUUAAAUAAACUAAAUGACAUGUA
Nomia melanderi (Alkali bee) is the source of this 1266-nucleotide messenger RNA. It is a transcript of the gene Irbp18, whose product is annotated as Inverted repeat binding protein 18 kDa. Lineage: Eukaryota; Metazoa; Arthropoda; Insecta; Hymenoptera; Halictidae. Gene Ontology annotation, molecular function: RNA polymerase II cis-regulatory region sequence-specific DNA binding; DNA-binding transcription factor activity, RNA polymerase II-specific. The record is from RefSeq and is a predicted model, not a curated record. Gene Ontology annotation, biological process: DNA-templated transcription; regulation of transcription by RNA polymerase II.